This is a messenger RNA of Lathyrus oleraceus (garden pea), 645 nucleotides long. RefSeq lists its product as uncharacterized. Lineage: Eukaryota; Viridiplantae; Streptophyta; Magnoliopsida; Fabales; Fabaceae. The record is from RefSeq and is a predicted model, not a curated record. Bases 1 to 645 code for a protein of 214 amino acids. The transcript has a single exon.
AUGGACCAACUUAUAGGUGUUGUAAUAUUCUCCAAAAUUGAUCUAAAGUCGGGAUAUUAUCAAAUUCGGGUGAAGGAAGAAGAUAUACCCAAGACAGCAUUUAGAACGCGAUAUGGACAUUAUGAGUAUUUGGUGAUGCCCUUCGGUGUUACCAAUGCACCAGCAAUUUUCAUGGAUUAUAUGAAUCGUAUCUUUCAUCCAUUCUUAGACAAAUUUGUCGUGGUUUUCAUCGAUGAUAUCCUUAUAUACUCCAAGAGCAAGCCAGAACAUGAAAACCAUUUGGGCCUAGUGUUGCAAGUAUUGAAAGAGAAACAAUUGUACGCCAAUUUGGAAAAGUGUGAGUUCUGGUUGGAGGAGGUGAAGUUCUUAGGCCAUGUAAUCUCCAAAGAAGGUAUUGUAGUCGACCCAUCCAAGGUUGAAGUUGUAGUUUCUUGGGAACGACCAAAAACAGCCACUGAAAUUAGAAGCUUUGUUGGACUGGCAGGAUACUACCGAAGAUUCAUCGAAGGAUUCGCAAAGAUUGUAGCACCGCUGACACAACUCACUCGAAAGAACCAUAUUUUUGCAUGGACGGAGCAAUGUGAGAAGAGUUUCCAACUAAUGAAGGAGAAACUGACCGCAUCACCAGUCUUAGUACUUCCAUAA